This is a messenger RNA of Xenopus laevis (African clawed frog), 441 nucleotides long. RefSeq names its product ribosomal protein L30 S homeolog (gene rpl30.S). Lineage: Eukaryota; Metazoa; Chordata; Amphibia; Anura; Pipidae. Gene Ontology annotation, cellular component: cytosolic large ribosomal subunit. The record is from RefSeq and is marked provisional. Gene Ontology annotation, molecular function: structural constituent of ribosome; RNA binding.
CUCGCUCCCCGGCCAUCUUGGAGCUACACCUCUGGUCCGGCAUCCCCGCGCUGCAAUCAUGGUGGCCGCCAAGAAGACGAAAAAGUCUUUGGAGUCUAUCAACUCUAGGCUUCAGCUGGUGAUGAAAAGUGGCAAAUAUGUCCUGGGAUAUAAGCAGACCUUGAAAAUGAUCCGACAGGGCAAAGCUAAGCUGGUUAUACUUGCCAACAACUGCCCAGCUCUGAGGAAAUCCGAGAUUGAGUACUAUGCAAUGUUGGCAAAGACUGGUGUGCACCACUACAGCGGCAACAACAUUGAAUUGGGUACAGCCUGCGGAAAGUACUACAGAGUAUGCACACUGGCUAUUAUUGAUCCAGGUGAUUCAGACAUAAUCAGAAGCAUGCCAGAGCAACAGGCCAUUGAGAAAUAAAUGUAAAAACUGUUCAAAAUAAAACUGGUUUC